AUGUCGAAUUGGUACAUUGAUGACUACAUAACAGAUGCGUCAAUAAUUACGGCACAUCCUACCGUUUCGCCACGCUCAUAUGCCAAUGAUACCUGUGUCUGUGGCUAUAGCUCGACAUGCUCAUCACCGGCAUUUAUCGAUGGAUGGCUGGUUCCUGGAUUUCGAGUUGGUUGCAAUCCAAUUCAAUCUCUUCUACAAUCUACUCUCGAAUGUCUCUAUAAUGUAACAUGCAUCGAUAAGAUCAAACCAAAUGAUUCUACAUCACAUGUGAUCUUUCGUGCCCUUGAUUCUACACGAUCAACAUCCACUAUUCUUGUUCAAUCUCUAGUGGAUGAUCUUAUGGUCGAUCGAUGGGAAACAAAUGUCGUUUAUGAGUAUUACUAUAAAGCAUGUGGUCCUCUCUAUUGUAUUUAUUCACUCGACUUGCGGUUCGAUAAAGUGUAUGUUUUAACUACCAUUAUCAGUCUUUCUGGAGGGUUGACUGUUACACUUAAGCUUGUCCUUCCACUUGCUGUCAAAAUUGGACGAUAUAUUGCUAUGUAUCGUCGAAGACUACUAGUUCGAUCAACAGUAACUAUAAUCGCAUAA
This is a messenger RNA of Rotaria sp. Silwood2, 588 nucleotides long. The record is from the annotation of a GenBank genome assembly. Lineage: Eukaryota; Metazoa; Rotifera; Eurotatoria; Philodinida; Philodinidae.